AUGAAUGGUACUUUCAAUGAGUCCUUUGUAGGAUCCAUCGACCAAGGAACGACGAGCUCGCGGUUUUUGAUCUUCAAUGAGCGUUGUGAGGUGGUUGCAUCCCACCAACUUGAAUUCACUCAGAUCUAUCCUCAGCCAGGUUGGCAUGAGCAUGAUCCACUAGAGAUUGUCGAAUCUGUUGAGAAAUGCAUAGACGGCGCCAUAGCAACCUUCCAGGCUAAAGGUCACAGCAUCAAUGCCAUCAAAUCUAUCGGCAUCACCAACCAACGAGAAACAACCGUUGUCUGGAAUAAAGAGACUGGCGAGCCUUUGUAUAACGCUAUCGUCUGGACAGACACACGCACCCAGGCGCUCGUACGGAAGCUGAAGGAGCGUGAGGGUCAUGAGAAACUUCAAUCACUUAGCGGCCUACCACUGUCCACCUACCCUUCGGCCGGAAAGCUGCUGUGGCUGAUCGAGAAUAUCCCUCGUGUGCGUGAUGCGUACGAGAACGGUACCCUCGCAUUCGGGACAAUUGACGCCUGGCUCAUUUAUAAACUAAAUGGUGCUACUGAGCGAGACGUCUUUGUGACUGACCCCUCCAACGCUUCCCGGACACUCUUCAUGAACAUCCAUACCCUUCAAUAUGACCCGGUCCUUUUAUCCUUCUUUCAUCUUGACCAAACCAAAGUCCAUCUCCCCACCAUAGUACACUCCUCUGACCCUAAGCGCUUCGGGUCACUCUCUUCCACGCUCCUAACUGGCACGCCGAUUACAGGUUGUCUAGGUGAUCAAUCUGCUGCCCUUGUCGGUCAAAAAGGCUUCUCGGCUGGCCAGGCCAAAAAUACGUACGGUACUGGUUGCUUUCUACUAUACAAUGUUGGCCCUAGUCCCGUGAUUUCUACGCAUGGACUACUCACGACAAUCGCCUUCGACUUUCAGGGCCAAGUAAGCUAUGCGCUGGAAGGUAGCAUCGCCGUUGGAGGUUCUAGUGUCAAAUUUCUAAAAGACAACUUUAAUUUUAUUAACGAGUCUGAGGAAAUUUCAGCACUGGCUGAGACUGUCGAAGACAAUGGUGGCUGCGUUUUUGUGACUGCAUUCAGCGGCCUGUUCGCACCAUACUGGAUCGACGACGCGCGUGGUACCAUCUUUGGUAUCACCACCUACACCAAACGCGGGCAUGUAGCACGAGCGACGCUAGAAGCAACUUGCUUUCAGACCAAAGCUAUCCUGCAGGCAAUGGAGAAGGAUAGCGGAAAGAAGCUAAGAGAGUUAGCAGUCGAUGGCGGAAUGUGUAAUAGUGAUUUGGCUAUGCAGACCCAAGCGGAUCUUAUAUCUAUCCCCGUGAACAGGCCCGCGAUGCGUGAGACAACGGCUCUGGGAGCUGCUAUCGCAGCUGGUCUCGCGGUGGGUGUAUGGUCAAGCCUUAAGGAUGUAGAAACAUUGAACGCCGACGGCCGAACAACAUUCAACCCGGCGAUGACAAAAGAUAAAGCGGACGGCAUGUUUGCCUUGUGGGAGAAGGCAGUAAACAUGACUCGGGGGUGGACUAACUAA
Molecule: messenger RNA, 1536 nt
Organism: Talaromyces proteolyticus
Lineage: Eukaryota; Fungi; Ascomycota; Eurotiomycetes; Eurotiales; Trichocomaceae
Product: glycerol kinase
Exons: 3
Coding region: 1-1536 (511 amino acids)
Biological process (GO): glycerol metabolic process; glycerol-3-phosphate biosynthetic process; triglyceride metabolic process
Cellular component (GO): mitochondrion
Molecular function (GO): glycerol kinase activity
Source: RefSeq, a predicted model, not a curated record